Messenger RNA from Rhineura floridana, 4519 nucleotides. It is a transcript of the gene CSNK2A1, whose product is annotated as casein kinase 2 alpha 1. Gene Ontology annotation, molecular function: protein serine/threonine kinase activity; ATP binding. The coding region runs from base 475 to 1650 and encodes 391 amino acids. Gene Ontology annotation, biological process: protein phosphorylation. NCBI's taxonomy places the organism in Eukaryota, Metazoa, Chordata, Lepidosauria, Squamata, Rhineuridae. The transcript is spliced from 14 exons. Gene Ontology annotation, cellular component: cytosol; protein kinase CK2 complex; nucleus. The record is from RefSeq and is a predicted model, not a curated record.
GUAUAGAGAUCUCUCCGAGAGGGAGGGAUAGAGAGGGCGUACGUGCGGCGAGUGAGCGACUUCCGCUUCCUGCCAGCCUCGCUCUGGGCCCUGCGGCUGGCGGCCGAGCCUUGUGCUUCCGCCAUAUUGUCUGUGUGAGGCCGGUGAGGGAGGCGCGGUGGUGGCUCUUGCCGCCGCCUCCUCAGCUACCCUGCUGUAAGUCAGAUUUAUUAUUUCAGUAUUGCACAUGGCGGAACUGAGGCUGAGGGGAGUGGCAUGCCAAAGGCUACCUAAUGAGUUCAUGGAAGAGGCAAGAUUUGAACCAGGGACUUCCUGAUUUGCAUUUCCGUCUCUUUGCCAGUAUGGUACAGCGCCUCUAGAAAAGCUGGAAAAUUCAGAGUUGUGUCUGAAGCCCACCAUCACGAUUUGCACUGAAAUUGGAUGUGACACGAGGACCAGAUCCUUAACCUAGGUCAGCCUGCCAAUCUGUCCGCUAUGUCGGGACCUGUGCCAAGCAGGGCCAGAGUUUACACAGAUGUAAAUACACACAGACCACGAGAAUACUGGGAUUAUGAGUCGCAUGUUGUUGAAUGGGGUAAUCAAGAUGACUACCAACUAGUCCGGAAGUUGGGCCGGGGCAAAUACAGUGAAGUCUUUGAAGCCAUCAAUAUCACAAAUAAUGAAAAAGUAGUUGUUAAAAUCUUGAAGCCUGUGAAAAAGAAGAAAAUCAAGCGUGAAAUCAAAAUCUUGGAGAACUUGCGAGGCGGCCCCAACAUCAUCACCCUUGCAGAUAUAGUGAAAGACCCUGUGUCUCGGACCCCAGCCUUGGUUUUUGAACAUGUAAACAACACAGAUUUUAAGCAAUUAUAUCAAACGUUAACAGACUAUGAUAUUCGGUUCUACAUGUAUGAAAUCUUGAAGGCCCUGGAUUAUUGCCACAGUAUGGGGAUUAUGCACAGAGACGUUAAACCCCACAAUGUCAUGAUUGACCAUGAGCAUAGAAAGCUCCGGCUAAUAGAUUGGGGUUUGGCUGAAUUCUAUCAUCCUGGCCAAGAGUACAACGUCCGAGUGGCUUCUAGAUACUUCAAAGGCCCAGAACUCCUCGUAGAUUAUCAGAUGUACGACUACAGUCUGGACAUGUGGAGCUUGGGUUGCAUGCUAGCCAGCAUGAUCUUCCGAAAGGAGCCCUUUUUCCAUGGUCAUGAUAACUAUGAUCAGUUGGUGAGAAUAGCCAAGGUGCUGGGGACAGAAGACCUGUACGACUACAUUGACAAAUACAACAUUGAGCUUGAUCCCCGUUUCAACGACAUCUUGGGCAGGCAUUCCCGCAAGCGAUGGGAACGCUUCGUUCACAGUGAGAAUCAGCAUUUGGUCAGCCCCGAAGCCCUGGAUUUCUUAGACAAGUUGUUGCGAUACGAUCACCAGUCCCGUCUCACGGCAAGAGAAGCCAUGGAACACCCUUAUUUCUACCCCAUAGUGAAGGACCAGGCUCGGAUGAGCUCGACCAACAUGCCGGGUAGCAGUACCCCUGUCAGCAGUGCCAGUAUGUUGUCAGGGAUUUCUUCAGUGCCAACGUCUUCGCCCCUUGGGCCUCUAGCCGGCUCACCUGUGAUUGCCGCUGCCAACACCCUAGGUAUGCCAGUUCCAGCUGCCGCAGGAGCUCAGCAGUAGAGGAUGACGUCCCUUCUCCUGGAUGCCAGGCCGGAGCCCGGUUGGGGCCGAGGUCCCUCCGCCCCUUCCCCAGGACAGCAGCCGCAGUCGCUCAUGCCCAGCGUUGUUGGGAGGGAGGGGGUGGAAUGCGUUGGAGGAGUUAUGUCUGAACAGUUGCUUGUGGAUUUAUAGUAGUUCAGUCAUAAAAAUAUAUAUAUAUUAUAGGCCAAUUUCCCCCUCCCCCUUUUUUUACUUGAACUUUUCGUAACUCAGGGGAAUCCCUGACAAAGCUUGCAGAUGGAGUAUUUCGUGGACAGGGCUUCCCCACCCUGUUCACCGCCACCCCUUCCUUCCUUAAGAUCCAAAGUGAGACGACUCCAGGGUCUCAGUUCUUGCCAGUGAGCUCUUCUUCCCCCAUUCCCUUUGCCGGCUGAUGCCACAUUGGGGUGCGAGUAGUGAGGGCCUCUGCUUUCCUUCCCUUUUGGGAAUUGCUGAGUUGUGGUCCUUAAAAGGCAGCAGGGAAGGACAAUGGUCUCUAAGCACCACCACGUUUUGUGUCUUUGUGGAUGGGUGGAGUGGGAGGAGUUUCCAUUUCCAAAAACAACUCUUCUAAGCGGCAGCAAAGGUUUGUGAGACUGCAGCUUUCUUGUAGGAGUUGGGUCUUCUCCUCUGAGCCACUUGGCUCACUGACACCUCACCCCCCCGCCUUGCAUGCCUCCUUAUUUGGAAGUCUUCAGGUUUCAGAUCAAUCAGAAGGAAGCCCGCUUGUGAUCUCUGUGAAAGGUGCCUCAGCAAAGGGCAAAUUAUUAUCUCUGUAAAGUUGCUCCCUCUCUGCUUCCUGUCCCCUCCCCACACAAGAUCCCUCAAGCUGUCUCCCUGGUUUGGGCGUUUGGGAUUGAAUUUGUCACUGGGAAUCUCUGUAAAAGUAACCCAGUCUUCUUGCUGGUUGCUCCCACCCAGACUGAACCAUGGGAACUGACAACGGGGCAUUCACCUGCCCACUCACUCGCCCACCUUUUUCCCUGUGCCAUGUGGUGAGAGAUGCUGUUGUGUGUUAGGUUUCCCCUCCGCACCCCGCCGCUUCUCCUUUUUUUAAUGUAGUUCGCAGUCUUGUAAAUAGAUUUGGGUGGGGAAGAAUGAGCAGCCUGCAACUUUAAAAAAGAGAAGAAAAAGGCAGCAACAAAAUGGUAGACCUGUAAGAAAUACUUACUGUGGAGAACAUCUGCUUACCCCUCUGUGUGUGUAUAUAUAAAUCUUGUCCUUCCUAUGCUGAAAGAUCCAGUGUUGGAAUUCCUUGCUGUAAAUAAACUGUUGGGUUGUUUUUUUUUUAAUUUAUCAAAGGUUAGGUUUUAAGUUUCCUGUGCAGAGGUUCUUCCUGAGCCAAUAUUACACUUCUUAACACAGUUGCAGCCUCUAAACCAUGAACCAGAGCUUGGGGCUCAGGCUGGUUUUCCUUCACAACAGUUUUGCACCUUGCACAGAUUUGCUUUUAGUUGCGAACAGCACUAAGAAGCCUUACAGAAAGCAUCUCACAAGCCAAAGCGUCGCCUGGAACAAAAAAGAAAGGAUCCUCGGCAUGCAUUUUUCCUUGCACACCUCGGCAGCGCUGGGAUUGUAGGAUGGAGAGGGCGGGGUGGGGUGCACAGAAGGUGCUCUGGUUCUCUACAUGUUGCUGUUCAGCACCGAAUUCAAAUCACUGACGGGAGAGACUGGAAGCGCAUCAGCCCCUUCCCUUCUUCAGAAUUCCCUCAUCAUUGGACAACCACUACAAGAGGCAGACUGCCUUGAGGGAGCGUCGAUCACUUGAUUUUAAUAUAUGCAACUUUCUGGGUCGGGGUUAGGUAACCAUGUGAUUCUUCUUGUUUUCUUAACUUUUUCCUUCUUUUUUUUGUCUGGGUUAGGAUGCUUUUGGUCUGAGCAGGAAUGAAUCUCAUAGUGAAGAGCAUGAAACCCUGAACUGUGUUCUCUCCCCCCCCCCCCCCCGGAAAGGUAGCUUGGAAAUGGGAAAUGACUUGUGGAUUCACAAAACAGUAGCUUAAAUCCUUGUUCACCUGUGGAAAUUCUUGGUGGGUCGCAGUGGCAGUUCAUGGCCUUUUGCUGAUGGGAAAGCAAGUUGGUCUCUCCUCGACAACUAUCUGUAGCUGUGAAAAUUCAGCAUGCAGCAAAGUUGUAUCUGUGUUUGCACGAGCGUGGAGGGGCCUCCGCAGGACUCUUCAAGCAGGUGAUCAAUUUCCCUCCUGUCGAUCUGUUUUUUAACUUGGCAAAUGGGGCAAAAGAGUAUCCUAGUGCCCCACCUUCUUGCAGAAGGCAGGGGAAUCCAGGUAAGAGAACCCACCAAGGAUGGAAUCCCAGUAACUAAUCAAACUUUAAACGAGAAGGUGACAGAGUGGAAGAUUACCGAUUCAGGGAGCGCGGCAAACAACUUUUCUUCUCUGUGCUUCAUGCCAGUUUUGCUGCCCAAGCAGGCCAGCGGUCUUGAGAGGGCAGGAGGAAAUUGCGGAUUGUUAACAGCAUCUGUGUUGUAAAUUACCUCAUCUGUAUACCUUGUAUCAGAACACUUUUUUUAAAAAAAUUCUCAGCACUUCCUGUUUUCUCUGCUUUGUGUUAGAUGGCGGGAAAAUCAAAUGCCAAUAUAAUAGUCCUGUUGGCAACUUAACUUUUAAAAUAUUUUUUUUAAAAAAAGGUUUUUUAAAUCUUGUUUGAAGUGACCCUUUUUAUUUUUUAUCUGUUGGAAUUUAGAUUAUUAUUAUUGUUGGUUUGUUCUUUUCCAUUUGAAUUUAUUGGUUGUACUUGUAAUUGUUAAAACUAACCCUUAACUGUGCUGGGAAGAAGUUGUGCCAUGGAGGUCUUUAAUUUUUGUUUUUAAAAUAAAAUCAUUGAAACUAAAUUA